CGUGGUGGGCUUUUUGUCUCUUGGCACAUAACUGCUUUGUCACCGGGUACCCAAGUGCCAACAAGCAAUCCUUUAUGUAUAUCAAGAACUCAAACCAGAAGCCGCCGAAAAAAAAUUGAAGUGGAAGGCGAUAGAACUUAGUGUUUGAUUUGGGGGAGUGACGGCAGAAACAUACACGCAUGUGACGGUAGAGGCGCGUGAAGAGGGUGUCCAGACUCGGCGACGCGUCCCCCCUGCAUGCCUCCACAACUGCGACACCUGAGUCCUUGUCACCGCCACGUCUCUCUCUCUCUUCAGCUCAGGUAGCUCAGGUGACAGUGAGUUGUGGUUAUUGUCCUUUUCAUACGCGGCGAUAUGCAUAUGUGAAAUCAUUGACACGUCUGGUAUGGCAUUGCCACCCGUCUCCAUGCAUGUUUCCCUUAUCCCCACCUCUAUCUUCCAUCUCUCCCCUCUUUCCCACCUAUAAAUGCCACACCCCAUCCUCAACUUUCUUUACAACAGUGUCAAAAGUCUCUCUGAGAGUUGUAGUCCAGCAAAGAAUCCACGAUGGUGAUCAACACCAAACUUUCCUUUGCUUUCCUACUAUUCUCCCUCUUCUUUUUGUCUGUAACUUUCUCUCUAGUUGUCGCCAACGUAGACCCGGAGCUCCAAUUGUGCAAGCGCCAGUGCUGGACCCAUCACGAAUUCAGCCAUCGGCAGAGGCGGGAGUGCGAGCAAAAGUGCGAGGAUUACCACGGACAGAAUCACGGAGAGGGUGAAGGAGAAGGUGGCGGCGGCAGUCGCAUUGUGCUGAACUCUAACACUGACCCCGAGAAGCAGCUCCAGCAAUGCCAGAAACAGUGCGAGCGCCAGAGGGAACAGCAGAAAGAGCAGUGCCGCCGACAGUGCCAAGACACUUAUGAGCGGCAACGUGGGGAGGAAGGUAAAGGAGGAGGAGGGCAGUCAGGAGAGAAGGACGAACAAGGCCGCCAGCAGGAGCAGGGGCAGGAGCAGGAGCAGGAGCAGGAGCAGGAGCAGGGGCAAGAGCAACAAGAGCAAAACCCUUAUGUGUUCCAGGACCAACACUAUACUGCAUCACUAGAGACCAACGAGGGCAGAAUCAAGAUCCUUCAGAGGUUCCACCAAAGGUCCCGGCUUCUCCGCGGCCUCAAGAACUACCGCUUCGUCUACCUUGAAGCCAACCCCCAAACCUUUGUGCUUCCAGCGCAUCUUGAUGCUGAGGCCGUGGUCUAUGUCGCUUCCGGACGAGGAACUCUCAGCCUGGUGUCCCAAGGUAAGAGGGAAAGCUUCAAUAUCAAACAGGGAGAUAUAGUGAGGAUCCGCGCAGGGACUACCAUUUACAUGAUCAACAGAGACAAAAAUAAGAAACUCAGAAUCGCCAAGCUGCUACAACCUGUUGCUCUUCCAGAUGAAUUCCAGCCAUUUUAUGGCCCAGCUGGUGAGAACCCACAAUCAUUCUACAGGGCUUUCAGCGAAGAGUUACUUUCAUCUGCUUUGAAGGUUGAACAAGAUAGGGUGCAGAGGGUGAUUAAGCAACAGAAUAAGGGAGUCAUCGUCAAAGCUUCAGAACAACAGAUCCAGGCCUUGAGCCAACGCGAGGAAUCUGGAAUGUUUCCCUUCCCAUUCGGGUCAACAGAAUCCAAGAGAGUAUUCAAUCUUCUAAGCAAGGAACCCUCCAUUUCUAACAGAUAUGGACGAUUCUAUGAGGCUGAUGUCAAUGAAUUCCAGCAGCUACAAGAUAUGGACAUUGCUGUCUCUUAUUCUAACAUCACCAAAGGAUCAAUGGAAGGUCCCUUCUUCAACACAAGGGCUACUAAGAUAGCUGUGGUGGUUAAAGGUGAAGGGUACAUGGAGAUGGCUUGUCCCCAUGUCUCUCAGCAGCAGCAGGGCCAAGGACAAAGCAGAGGUGAACAAGGGCGUGAGCAGCAGCAGCAGCAGCAGAGUGCGAGCCCACAUUACCAGAGACUAAGCUCACCUCUGAAACGUGGGAUGCUCUUCGUUGUCCCAGCAGGCCACCCCCUAAUCGUAGUCGCCGGAAACAACCGGAAUUUGGAGAUUGUGUGCUUUGAUGUGAAUGCUGAAAACAACAAGAGGGAGUCUCUUGCAGGGGACAAGAACAUAGUGAAUGCACUGGAGAAAGAGGCGAAGGAGCUGGCUUUCAGCAUCCCAGCAAGAGAGGUGGACGAGGUGUUCGCAAAACAGAAUGAAUGGUGGUUCUUCCCAGGGCCACGUGGAGGCCAUGCCUACGCCUGAGUUGGUGCUGGUGGGGUGUGGAGGCUUGAGUCAUGAGUGGGUUGGGUUUCCAUCCUUCUAUGUUGGAGGCGGCUUUAGUUUUGAGGGUUGUAUGAAGGAGUUUGCUUCUUCCCUCUUAUAUAUUAUCUAUGUAUAUUAAGACUCAGACUGAGUGAUGUUCUGCUGUUCUGUAUGUAGAUGAGUGUAAAGCCCAACCACUUCCAUAAAUAAAUAAAUAGAGGCCCUACUCUCGGCCUUUCUUUUCCUAA
Messenger RNA from Vitis riparia (riverbank grape), 2501 nucleotides. Its product is annotated as vicilin-like antimicrobial peptides 2-2. The transcript has 7 exons. The record is from RefSeq and is a predicted model, not a curated record. Bases 547 to 2253 code for a protein of 568 amino acids. NCBI's taxonomy places the organism in Eukaryota, Viridiplantae, Streptophyta, Magnoliopsida, Vitales, Vitaceae.